UAAGACUCCAUUUUAAAGUCAACAGAGCGGAAGGGGGACGACCACAAGUUUGAGGCAUUUGUUACUGGUGUACCUCAGACUCCUCAGAAGAGGACGGAGCAGAGUCUCUAAUAUCCAGCCAUCUGUCUAUGAAGAGUGACCGGUCUAAAGUUUAUCCUCCACACUUCAGUAAUGAACCUGGAUCCUCAGACACAAAAGAGCCAAGAUGACAGAGAGUGACCAGCUCCUCCUCAACAUUCUGGAUGAUUUAGAAAAUGAAGAAUUUAAGAGAUUCAAGUGGCACCUGCGGCGAGAAAAAGUGGGCGACAUUCCAUCCAUCAAAAAGAGGAAGUUGAAGGCAAAGAGGCGGGAUGUUGUGGAUCUGAUAGUGCAGACAUAUGAAUUUGCUGGAGCUGUGGAGGUGAUCAAGUCCAUUUUAAAGAAGAUUAGCAGGAAUGAUCUAGUGGGGGAACUGCCAAACAUCGGUUCAGGAGCAGAAGCAGAUGGUUAUCUGCAGAAGGUUUUAGAUCAACAUAAGAUCAGUCUGAGGAGGAGAUGUCAACAUGUGACUGAAGGAACCGAUGAAUCGGAAAGUGAAACCCUCCUCGACAGGAUCUACACUGAGCUCUACAUCACAGAGGGAAAGAGUGAAGAGGUUAAUACCCAACAUGAAGUGUGGCAGCUUGAGACAGCUUCCAAGAUGGAGACCCUCCAUGACACUCCAAUCAAGUGUCACAACAUCUUUAAAGCCUUACCCAACCAACAGAAAGUCAUCAGAGUCGUUCUGACAAAUGGUGUUGCUGGCAUUGGAAAAACCGUCUCAGUGCAGAAGUUCAUUCUGGACUGGGCAAAGGGUUCCAAAAACCAAGAUAUCAGUCUGGUGAUUCUGCUUUCGUUCAGGGAGCUGAACUUGAUCAAAGAUAAGAAGUACAGUCUUCUGACACUGAUCCAUGUUUUCUAUCCAACAUUAAAGGUCACAGCAGAGAAGCUUGCUGUCUGUACAGCUUUGUUCAUCUUUGACGGCCUGGAUGAAAGCAGAUUUUCGUUUCAUUUUGAGAACAGGGAGGAGGUCUUAUCUGACGUCACAGAGAAGUCAUCAGUCAACAUGUUGUUGACAAACCUCAUUGAGGGGAAUCUGCUUCCCUCGGCUCUUGUCUGGAUAACUUCCCGACCUGCAGCAGCCAAUCAGAUCCCUCGUAAAUAUGUUGACAGGCUAACAGAAAUACGAGGGUUCACUGACAUCCAGAAGGAGGAGUACAUCAGAAAAAGAUUCAGUGAUGAAGAGCUGUUCAGCAGAAUCAUCUCACACAUCAAGGCAUCCAAGAUUCUCCACAUUAUGUGUCACAUCCCAGUCUUCUGCUGGAUCACUGCUGCAGUUCUGGAGCACAUGUUGAGUACAGCUAAGAGAGGAGAGCUUCCCAAGACCCUGACUGACAUGUACUCACACUUCCUGCUGGUUCAGACAAAGAGAAAGCAGCACAAGUAUGAUGAGGGACAUGAAACGAGUCCACAGGAACUGACGGAGAGUGACAGAGAAGUUCUUCUGAAGCUGGGGAAGCUGGCAUUUGAGCAUCUGGAGAAAAAUAGUGCCGUGUUCUAUGAAAAAGACCUGAAGAAGUGUGGUCUUGAUAAAAAGGCUUUGAUGUUGUCAGGAUUUUGUACAGAGAUCUUCAAAACAGAGUGUGUGAUCUUGAAGAAAAAAGUCUUCUGCUUUGUUCAUCUGAGCAUUCAGGAGUUUCUGGCUGCAGUCUACAUGUACCACUGUUAUACCAACAGGAACAAAAAGGUACUGGAAGACUUCCUGGGAAAAAAAUGGACAUAUGAAAACAGUGAUUCAUCCCAGGAUGUCCUCCAAAUGGGAACCAUAGAGGACUUCCGUGAAGAUGUGGAUGAUGACGAAUAUGAUGAAGCAGAUGAUGAAGAAGAUGACGAAGAUGAUGAUAAUAAGGAUGGCGAUGACGGCGAUGACGGCGAUGACGGCGAUGACGGUGAUGACGGUGAUGACGACGACAAUAAUGGAGAUGAUGACGAUGACAGAAACGAUAACCAUUACCCCUCUCUGGAUGUCUUCCUGAUGAAAGCCAUGGAGAAAUCUCUCACAAGUAAAAAUGGCCACUUGGACCUGUUUGUUCGCUUCCUUCAUGGCCUCUCUCUGGAGUCCAACCAGAGUCUCUUAGGCCUGCUGGGUCAGACAGAGAACAGUCCAGAAAUCUUCCAGAGAGCCAUCAACAACCUGAAGGAGAUGAAUACGCGUAAUAUCUCUCCUGACAGAAGCAUCAACAUCUUCCACUGUCUGAUGGAGAUGAAUGACCGCUCAAUACAUCAGGAGAUCCAAGAGUUCCUGAAGUCAGAGAAGAGAUCAGAGAAAGAACUCUCUGAUAUCCACUGCUCAGCUCUGGCCUAUAUGCUGCAGAUGUCAGAGGAGGUUCUGGAUGAGUUGGACCUGAAGAAGUACAACACAUCAGAGGAGGGACGACUGAGACUGAUCCCAGCUGUGAGGAACUGUAGAAAGGCUCAACUUUCUGACUGUGGACUCUCAGAGACUCACUGUGAAGUUGUGGCCUCAGCUCUGAAGUCCAACCCAUCCCAUCUGAGAGAGCUGGAUCUGAGCGACAACAAGCUGCAUGUUUCAGGAGUGGCGUUACUGUCUGCUGGACUGGAGAGUCCCAAUUGUGGACUGGAGACUCUGAGACUGAGUGGCUGCAGUUUGUCAGAGAUCAGCUGUGCUUCUCUGGCCUCAGCUCUGAAGUUCAACCCCUCCCAUCUGAGAGAGCUAAAGCUGAGUGACAACAAGCUGCAGGAUUCUGGAGUGAAGCUGCUGGGUGAUUUUCUGGAGAGUGAAGACUGUAGACUGAAGACUCUGAGAUUGAAUUCCUGCAGUUUGUCAGAGAUCAGCUGUACUUCUCUGGUCUUAGCUCUAAAGUCCAACCCCUCCCAUCUGAGAGAGCUGGAUGUGAGCAAUAACAAGCUGCAACAUUCAGAAGUGAAGCUGCUGUGUGAUUUUCUGGAGAGUGAAGACUGUAGACUGAAGACUCUGAGAUUGAGUCUCUGCAGUUUGUCAGACACCAGCUGUGCUUCUCUGGCCUCAGCUCUGAAGUCCAACCCCUCCCACCUGAGAGAACUGGAUCUCAGCUUCAACAAGCUUCUGGAUUCAGGAGUGAAGCUGCUGUCUGAUCUUAAGGAGAAUCCACACUGUAGACUGAAGACUCUGAGAUUGAGUGGCUGCAGUUUGUCAGAGAUCAGCUGUGCUUCUCUGGCCUCAGCUCUGAAGUCCAACCCCUCCCAUUUGAGAGAGCUUGAUCUGAGUAACAACAAGCUGCAACAUUCAGAAGUGAAGCUGCUGUGUGAUUUUCUGGAGAGUGAAGACUGUAGACUGAAGACUCUGAAAUUGAGUCUCUGCAGUUUGUCAGAGAUCAGCUGUGCUUCUCUGGCCUCAGCCCUGAAGUUUAACCCCUCCCAUCUGAGAGAGCUGGAUCUGAGCUUCAACAAGCUCCAGGGUUCAGGAGUCAAGCUGCUGUGUGAUUUUCUGGAGAGUCCAAAAUGUGGACUGAGGUCUCUGAGAUUCAGGUCCUGCAGUUUUUCAGAGAUCAACUGUGCUUCUCUGGCCUCAGCUCUGAAGUCCAGCCACUCCCAUCUGCGAGAGCUGGAUCUGAGUCUCAACAAGCUACCAGAUUCAGUAGUGAAGCGGCUGUGUGAUUUUCUGAAGAUUCCACACUGUGUUCUGGAGACUCUGAGAUUGAGUUGGUGCAGUUUAUCAGACAUCAGCUGUGCUUCACUGGUCUCAGCUCUGAAGUCCAACCCCUCCCAUCUGCGAGAGCUGCAUCUGAGCUACAACAAGCUGCAGGAUCCAGGAGUGAAACUGCUGCGUGAUUUUCUGGAGAGUCCACAAUGUAGACUGAAGACUCUGAGGUUGUACAAUUCUAAAGGGUCACCUCUCACAUUGACUGGAAACCAGAAGAUGAGUGGUUGUGUGGAGAAAGUGGACAAAUCAGAGUCUCCAGUAUCCACCUGUGUGUCCAAACAUCAUCCUGCAGACUUCAGUGAUGAAACUGGACCAUCAGACUUAAAGGUGGAGGACAGACAAAACAGCGCUACACCUGACAGACAUAAAGGAUAUGCGUCCACAUCCAACACAACUCUUAAUGUGUCUGAGGACAACAGAGAGGAUCAGCUGUAUCCUGAUGAUCCAGAGAGGUUGUUCAGAGAGGACUCCACACCCGAAGUGCUGACUGAGUCUUCAAACAUUUCAUACAGGUUCAGGUGUCCUGGUCCAGGUGUGUUCCCGUGUACUUUGACUGGACUAGUGUUUGUUAUGGCUCAGGAGGCGGAGCUGUUGUACAAGACUGUCCAAUGGGAUGAGAGCCUCCUACAACAAAUUGGCAAGAUGGCUGCAGGGCCACUGUUCAACAUCCAGAGUCCUGAUGGUGCUGUCAGUCAGCUCCACCUGCCACACUGUGAAACCAUGAAUGCUCCGCUCCCUGAAGGUCUGCUGUCUGUCGUCCACAUCACUGAUGAUGGAAUGAACAUCCUGGAGCCGCUGGAGAUUACAGACACUCAUGUGGUUGUGAACAUCCCUCACCUCUCUGCCUUUGGCCUGGUCUGGGAUCUCGUGAAGAGGUUUCACAUCACACCACCAAUUAGAGGCCAGGUUCUGCUGUCCCUCCAACCUCAUGGAAUACUCAGUGUAUUUCUGCUGCAGGGCAACAUUCCUCUGGACGAGGUUGCCGCCCAACAAGGAGAAGCUAAGAACAUCAAGAGCUCUUCCAACUGUCAUCUCAGAAGUGGUCAAAGUUACAGGGUUCACUGUGAACCUAAGGCUACAAUACAGCCUGAGCAUGCACCAUUUCGCACACAGUAUGGACCAAAGUUCAAUCCAACAUUUGAGGUUUCCCUCACUACAAACCAAGAGAAAGUGACUUUGAUGGUCCAGGACCAAGAGGGGACACAAGUGUGGAAACGUGUUCUGACAGGUCAAAAAAAGAAGAAUUUCUCAGCAGGGGACAUCGUCCCAGCAAAGAGAGCCAAGAUGAAGGAGGACCUCUUCACCAUUCUGGAAGAUUUAACAGCUGAUGACUUUAAGAAGUUCAAGUUGUUCCUGAAGGAUGAAAAGGUUGGCGACAUCCCACCCAUCAAAGAGAGCCAGCUGUCGAAGGCAGAGAGGCUGGAUGUGGUGGAUCUGAUGGUGCAGAAAUAUGAAUUUGCUGGAGCUGUGAAGGUGAUGAAGAGCGUUUUAAAGAAGAUCAACAGGAAUGAUCUGGUGAGGAAGUUGCCAAACAUCGGCUCAGGAGCAGAAGGUCAGUCACAGGAAGAGACAAACAUGACAUCACAUCAGUCAGAGAAAUGUUUUUAUAUCACAUCAUAACAGUUUGACAUGUUUCAGCCUGCAUGCAUACAGCAGAUCUGUCUGACUGAGGACUUGAUAUGUUUCAUGAUUUUAGAUGUAAUGAUAGUCAUUACUGAGACCUGUGUCACAGUUUCAUGUCAGCAAAGUCACAUUUCACCAAUAAUCUUUGCUGGUAAAUUGCAGGUCAUUUGUGAGUCCCACUGAGUUUGCAUGUUGCAGCUUUGUUGAAAAUCCAAACUUUACUGAAGCAGUUUUUGGGACAGGGUGGAGUGACUUAGUAAAACAGGAAGUGCAGGUUUUUGUUAUUCUUGCUCAACUGUCUUGCAGACAAAGUCCUAAAAAAAUGUUUCAAUCUUGUUCCAGUCUUGCAUCAUUUUGAGAAAAUGUCAUUUUAAUGUAUCUAUAAAUAAUCAAUUCAAAUUGUGAAUUGUCCCCAAGCUUUAAAAAAUAUUUUUGUAGCAUACUGCUUGGCCCCAGUCUGAAUCACAAACCUGAUGGUGGCGCUAGAGGAAAGGUUGAUGAUCACUAAAGUCAGUAAGAGUUAUCUGCUAAGACAAUCCACUUAAUAGUUGAGAUAUUUAAGUGACUAAAUCACAAAGUAACAUAUGGACUGCUGAUGUUCUUCAGAGCUGCUCUGAACAUCUGAGACAAAUUCACAUGAAUUAAUUCUGCAAACAGAAGAUGAUGUGGUCUAAUGUCAAAUGAGGAGAGGAAGAGGAGAGGAAGAGGGUUAAAAAUUUAAAAAAUGUGCAACAGGAUUACCUGUCAGCAGGUCAGAGUGUGUUUCCUUGUUUCAGCGACUAGAUGGAGAGAAACAUCACUGAUGAACAAAGAAGCUGCAGCAUCAGGGAGAAAUCAGAGAAACAGCAGAUUUAUUGAAAGACUAAAAAUUAAUAUUGAAUAAAACAUAAAGUUGUCAGGGACAGUGGCUUCAUGCAGCUAAUUAAUCUUUUUACACCCCACACACAAGUUUAAACAUCACAUAACGCAGAGCUGAAACCACCAGUCAAUUAAUGAAUGAGUUGAUGGACAGAAAAUUCAUCAAAACUAACUUGAGAUUUUUUGAUUUAAGAAAUUUUUCAAUAAAAAAAAGCUGAACAUUACCUAGUUGCUGCUUCUCUAAUGGCUCAGAUUUUCUGCUUUUCUGUUUUGUCUGUCAUUGUAAACUAAAUAUCUUUGGGACAAUUGAAGAUGUUGCCUUAGACCGGGAUGAGUGUUUUUUGGCAUUUAUAGACCAAACAAUUAAUCAGUUAACUGAAAAUAAAAUAAACAAUAAUGAAAAUAAUAGUUAGUUUCAGCUCUAAAUCAGAGCUCCUGCUGCUGCUCUUUCGGUGCAGUUUAAACCUUACAGCAUUUUUCUUUUGGUCCUGUUCUUGUCACCUCUACGAGCUCUCUGUUAAAAGUGACAGCUGGUUACUGAACACAGGUACUUCUUCAU
Molecule: messenger RNA, 6761 nt
Organism: Thunnus maccoyii (southern bluefin tuna)
Lineage: Eukaryota; Metazoa; Chordata; Actinopteri; Scombriformes; Scombridae
Product: NACHT, LRR and PYD domains-containing protein 12-like
Exons: 23
Coding region: 206-5341 (1711 amino acids)
Biological process (GO): regulation of apoptotic process
Molecular function (GO): protein binding
Source: RefSeq, a predicted model, not a curated record